This is a messenger RNA of Drosophila takahashii, 1810 nucleotides long. Its product is annotated as mucin-2. Lineage: Eukaryota; Metazoa; Arthropoda; Insecta; Diptera; Drosophilidae. The record is from RefSeq and is a predicted model, not a curated record.
GUAUUCGUACAAAAUGUUGGGGAAAGUGAAAAACAGCAUUAUUGUCAUUUACAUGACAAUAGGACUGUUUUAUAUUCUGCUUAAUAUAAAGGCAUCUUCUACUUACAUGAGACCAAAACGACAGAUGUGGUCGAUGGAUCAUCCAGCCAUUUUCUUAUAUAGACAACAUCCAAACGCUAUGCGAAAGUUUUAUUGGUACAACAAUAGGACCCCGAUUUUGGUAGGAAAAAUGCGACUAAAAAACUAUAUGCGUAAUAUGCAGAUGUUACCAAGAUAUGUACACUCUCCUGUUCCAUAUCACGAAGGUUAUGGAAAUUCAAAAAGGAGUGUCUUUAGGGACUUAAAUAAUAUUCAUGGUUUCAAAACCACCUCCACACCAUCUACUACUACUACAGUGGACUACGUUGCGGCUCCUGUUAACACAAUUGAGUAUAGUUCGGUUCCCGUAAACCCACCAGUGGAUUUCAAUAUAGCUCCCGUCAACGCGUUCGUACCUCUAACGGCGGGAACACUUUCAAACGCAGAACGCUUGAUGGGCGUUCCGAAUCAUUCAGACUACUCCACUGAAAGCUGGAAAACAUGCACAGAGAACUGCUUCAAAAACUCGUUUCCGGACCAAUCUAGCUCGCACAGUAUGCCCAGUGAACAACCAGUGACCACAACAACUACUCUGCCUUACUUUAACUACGUUGCUCAUACCUACUUUACUUUAGACGAUGUAAUUCUACCCCACUCUGCAUCAAAAUUGGCUAAGUCCCCAACAAAAGACCAAGAUUUUCGACCUAGUCACCCAGUAUUCACUACAGAAAGUCCCCAAGAGGUUUUUACUGAGCGAGUUACGCGUACCACACAACCCAUUCCUACUAGUACUACGACUGAAUUUUCUUUGCCAGCGAAGACCACAUACUUUGAUUUUGAAUAUAGCACCAGACCAAAUUGGUUUAGUUCGACCACCUCAACCACUACAACAACAACAACUGAAUCUCCCGUUUUUCAAAAUCCAACUAUUUGGACAACACCGCAACCUAUACAAAAUAGCUUUUCUACAGCGAAUGUCACAACGCAAUCCUACAAACAUAGGUUCAAAUCCAUGAAAGCCACCAAAAACUUUUCGUCAAGUAUUGAAACUAAAUUGAAAUUAUUAAAGCUUCAUCUUAAAAAUCUAGUUACAACUAAAGAAACGCCAAAGAACAUUCAAAAUAUAACGACAGCAGCGGUUUUCGAUAGUAACACCACUUUACCCGAUACAACUACUACACCCACUCCAGCAACAAGAAAAACAAAUGUGAAUAGAAAAUUGAGAAAACUCCGAGUGUUGGCAUCAACAAAAAAAGUCCCGGUUCAAGUAACAAGAAAUUCUACAAAUUCCAAUAAACCAAAAGUGGAAUAUAAAAAAUCAAAAAGAAUUUAUCAAAGGCGGAAACACCUUAAUUCCACUGUAAUCCCAGUGCCAACAAAAAACACAACAAUCGAUAGCGACAACGAACCGAAUAAGUUUAAACGCCGCACAACAACAAGCACCCAAAAAUCGCCCAUUACCGAUGAAAAUUUAAUCUUUCGAAACUCGUCGAAAUCAACGAGACAAACUGUGGCUAAAUCUCGCGCCGAUGGAAUACCAGAAGAAAAAUUGGCGCUUGUCACGGAAUCUGCAAUAAUGACUAUUUCCAGCGGCACUAUUAAAAUGAGGCAGCCAGUAACUAAAGUAAAGUCCAAGCAGCACAGCUCCAGAAAAAUAAAACAUUUAGAGAACGACAACUUUAUACCGUCCUUGCCCAUUGAGGUAUAUUUCAAGAAAGUAAAUCAGCAGUAA